Molecule: messenger RNA, 1143 nt
Organism: Metarhizium brunneum ARSEF 3297
Lineage: Eukaryota; Fungi; Ascomycota; Sordariomycetes; Hypocreales; Clavicipitaceae
Gene: ro-4
Product: Actin-like protein
Source: RefSeq, a predicted model, not a curated record
AUGACGGAGAUACUACACAAUGCCCCCAUUGUCUUGGACAAUGGUUCGGGAACCAUCCGCGCGGGUUUCGCCGGCGACGAUUUGCCCAAAUGCUUCUUCCCGUCGUGGGUGGGCAGGCCAAAGCACCUCAGGGUUCUUGCUGGCGCUCUGGAAGGCGAUGUUUUUAUCGGCCAAAAGGCCGCCAGUGAGCUGAGAGGCCUGCUCAAGAUCCACUAUCCUCUGGAACACGGCAUUGUCACAGACUGGGAUGAUAUGGAGCGGAUAUGGGAGUACGUGUAUGGCGAGGGACUGAAGACGUUGAGUGAAGAGCAUCCCGUCCUGUUGACGGAACCUCCUCUAAACCCCCGAAGCAACCGUGAUACCGCCGCACAGAUUCUGUUCGAAACAUUCAACGUCCCCGCACUGCACACAUCCAUCCAGGCUGUUUUGUCAUUAUAUGCCAGCGGUCGAACGACUGGUAUUGUGCUGGAUUCUGGCGACGGUGUAUCGCACGCGGUGCCCGUGUACGAGGGGUUUGCCAUGCCCAGCAGCAUCCGACGAAUUGACGUGGCAGGACGCGAUGUCACAGAGCACCUGCAAACACUGUUACGGAAGAGCGGCUAUGUCUUCCAUACGAGUGCCGAGAAGGAGGUGGUGAGGCUGAUUAAGGAGAGCGUGUCAUAUGUGGCGCACGACCCGAGGAAAGAGGAGAGGGAUUGGAUUGGGGUGAAGCCGAACGAGAGCAAGUUUGCCGAGUAUGUCUUGCCCGAUGGGCACAAGCUCAAGAUUGGUCAAGAACGAUUCAGAGCGCCGGAAAUCCUGUUUGACCCGGAACUCAUCGGCCUCGAGUACCCUGGCGUCCACCAGAUUGUGGUGGACGCCAUCAACAGGACAGACCUCGACCUGCGCAAGUCGCUGUACGGCAACAUUGUGCUGUCGGGCGGAAGCACAUUGACCAAGGGUUUCGGCGACCGGCUGCUAACGGAGCUGCAGAGGCUGGCAGUCAAGGACAUGAGGAUAAAGAUUUUUGCGCCGCCAGAGCGGAAAUACUCGACAUGGAUCGGGGGAAGCAUUCUCGCUGGACUGAGCACAUUCCGCAAGAUGUGGGUGAGCGUUGACGACUGGCACGAGAACCCGGAUAUUAUCCACACCAAGUUUACUUGA